AUGAACUUCGUACACGAAUUUCGAUCUCCGUCAGCACCGGGGUACGGUGGAAAUCGUGUCCUGGAACCGGCGGCCGGCAAUAUGAAGCGCAAGCGGGCUACGAAGGCGUGCGUCGGGUGCAGGUCCCGCAAGGUCCGUUGCGAUGUCGAACGGCACGGGCAGCCCUGCACCAACUGUAAUAUGGAUUGCGUCGAGUGCGUAGUGAAACCGCGGGCUCGCAAAUCGCACCUCGUCGCCGCUGCUGCUCGCGAACAAGCCAAAAGGGCAUCCAACGCCUCCAAUACAUCCAGUCCAUGUGACUUGGACGAAGCGGCGUCGCCUUCCGAUCGAGCUAGAACCAUGAAGACUGUGGAACAACGAAUAGUGACUUCAGAUGCCUCAACUCUCUCUCUACUCCCUCAUAAUGAUCCAUGCAUCUCUAUAAGCCAAGACUACACUUUGACUCCGGAAGACGAGGGUUUUAUCCCUACGACAGAACCUUUGACCGGAGACUGGCUUCUCAACCCAUCUUUAGCAUCCUCGGACUGGAAUAGCCCACAAAGCAAUGACUUCGGCAACUACCCAGCUCCAAACAUCUUCUCAGAAUCACCAAGCAAAGACGAAGGGCCUUUCAUACCCUUCUCGACUUAUCCGGCUGUAAGAGCGCAUGGCCUGGAGCAACUUGGUCGGGAGGAACUGUCCUUCUUAGAGCAGAAAGGAUGUCUGCUCCUACCGAAAAAGCCCGUAUUGGAUCAGUUCCUGCAGCAGUACUUUCUACGUGUUCAUCCCAUUCUCCCUGUUCUGAAGGAGAGCGAUAUCCGCUCCGCAUUUCUGGGCUGCUCUCCCUCGUCGACGCUACAAGGGCCAGUUGCGCUUGUGAUCAUGCAAGCGAUUCUGUUUCUUGCCUCUCCGUAUGCUUCCGACUCGAUGCUGUCUGCCCUUGGGCUCCCCAGCGUCCACGCUGCCCAGGGCCACUUUUAUGCAAAGACAAAAGCCCUUUACGACAUAGACAUGUCCCAGGACGAUGUCACAAAAGCUCAGGUUGCGCUGAUGUUGACGUACUACGCACCCACGGCGAGCGAUAAGAUCAACACAUACUGGAUGGUUGUCGCCGUGCACCAUGCAAGGAGCGCCCGGGCUCAUCAAUUCGGUCAUCUAGCCAGCGACCCCAGAUUCCACGGUGAUGAGAGAAAGAUAAGAUUACUGAAGAGGCUUUGGUGGUGCUGCAUCUUGCGCGACCGGAUCAUGUCGCUAGGACUGCGCCGUACACUGUGUAUACAUCCAGCCGAGGUCGACCCCGACCUGCCGCAUAUGACCAUGGCAGACUUUGCGGACGAAAUCAGCCAGCCUUGGUUCCACUCAAGGACGACCAAGGAGAUGCAGGUGAGGCUGAUGCUGGCAAACUGCCGUCUCGGGAUGAUUCUCGGCGACAUACUGGAGACUAUAUAUCCGCUGAUGCCCAGUCCCUCGUUGUGCAGUCGAUCAAAGACUCGGGGACGAACCGAUCUCGUUACAACGAGGCUGGAACAGUGGCAUGAGAAGAUGAGAAUUGAGUUCAAAGACCCAAAGUACAUGGCCCGGGCGCACGAGUCACUGUACAUCCUCAUCAGCAUGUCGUAUAUCUACUACCACACCGCUAAAAUAGCGUUUUAUAACCAUAUGAUGCUUCUCAGCUUCACAGAGGCCGAGGCAGAGACCCCUCGUGAGACCGCGUAUUCGACAGAAAAGUUGCAGUUGGAGCUGGAUAGGUCACUCCGUCACAUCACGGACGAUUUUACCGGGCUUGAAGGAAGUGGACUGGUCAAGUAUCUACCGAAUACGUUCAUCCACUUUUCCAUACUGCCGUUCAUCUGGCACAUUAUAUUUGCCAAGAUCGCCAACACGGCGUGUAAAACUAGCGGCAGCGACCUCAAGAGCUACGUUGCCAUCAUGAGGACAUUCAAGUGCCUCUACGGGCGGACCGACAGCGCCAUCAAAUUCGUCGAAGACAUCGUCACCCACAUCAAGGCCAACGAGUCACGACAGAUAUACAUCAGCGAACAGGAAACGGCGGGCGCAGGCCAGGGAUUUAACCCGCGGGAUCGCUAUACGCCUGCGGACCCGAAAGCUGCAGGACGGCCGCCGGCGAGGACUGGUGCGAAUCUGUUUGGCGUGAAGCCGCACUCGUACCUCCGGAUAUCGCUGACGGUCGACUACUCGCUGUCGUGUGGCCAGCUGCUGUCGGAGAAAGACUUUCCCAAAGCGCUGCACGAAUCCCGCGGGCUGGAUCAGAGCGAGUUUUCAGACGGGGGCUUCUACCAGUACCUCCAGCGAUCGUUUGAUAUCAGUAUGCCGGCUUAG
This is a messenger RNA of Thyridium curvatum, 2319 nucleotides long. RefSeq lists its product as uncharacterized. Gene Ontology annotation, biological process: DNA-templated transcription; regulation of DNA-templated transcription. The transcript is spliced from 6 exons. Bases 1 to 2319 code for a protein of 772 amino acids. NCBI's taxonomy places the organism in Eukaryota, Fungi, Ascomycota, Sordariomycetes, Thyridiales, Thyridiaceae. The record is from RefSeq and is a predicted model, not a curated record. Gene Ontology annotation, molecular function: DNA-binding transcription factor activity, RNA polymerase II-specific; zinc ion binding; DNA binding.